AUGGUCGUUUCAUAUGCAGGGAAGCUAGUUUUAGCCCCCAUGGUAAGGGCGGGGGAAUUGCCUACAAGACUUUUAGCUUUGCAGCACGGUGCCGAUCUUGUUUGGUCGCCGGAGAUAAUUGAUAAAAAACUAAUACAAUGUGAAAGAUUUAUCAAUGACAAACUGAAGACAGUAGACUUUAUCAUAUCAUCACCGAAAAGUAAUGGGAAACCUAAAUCUCCAACUCUGGUAUUUAGAACACACCCACAGCUGGAGAAAGGCAAGAUUAUUUUCCAAAUUGGUACGUCAACUCCCUCACUUGCCACAGAAGCAGCUCUAAAAGUCAUCGAAGAUGUUGAUGGUAUCGAUGUAAACGCUGGAUGUCCUAAGCACUUUUCCAUUCACUCAGGGAUGGGCGCAGCAUUACUUAAGACUCCGGAUAAAUUGUGUGCGAUAUUGAAAGAGUUGGUUGAGAAGGUUGGAAAACCUUAUAAUAAGUCAAUAAGCGUCAAGAUUCGUAUUUUAGAGGAGGAGGCAACCACGUUGGAACUGGUUGAAAAUUUGUGCUUGACUGGUAUUCACAACCUUACGGUUCAUUGUCGAACCGCACCAAUGAGAAAUAGGGAAGCUCCCAUUAGAGAUUACAUUCCGAAAAUUCACCAGAUUUGCAAAAAACAUAAAGUUUCACUGAUUAUGAAUGGUGCUGUACGAAGCAAAACUCAUUAUAAUGAGUUGCUUCAAGAGCUUCAACUGCCUUUAGAAAUUGGAGGAAUGAUGGCGGAUUGUGCAGAAUCAAAUCCAACAGUAUUUAGCAAAAAUCCAUUACCUUGGUAUGAUGUUGUCAGAGAGUAUCUAAAAAUUGCACAGAGCUUCGACAAUCAUACAAGCAAUACUAAAUACAUGCUUUCCCGUCUCGUACCAGGAAAAUCGAAGCUUUUUCAGUUUUUUGCACGUUGCAAAACACCAAGAGAAAUAGAAUACGUAGUCAGUCAACUCGGGGAGAAAGGAGAGUUGCUUAGCGAUCCAUCAAACUUUCUACAAUCUUGCAGAAAUGAGGAAAAGCUAGCGAAACAAAAGGAACACGAUAAAAAAACGAAAUUGAAGCAGGCUGAGAAGAGACAAUUAAUAAAUGUAGACGACGGUGAUGCAAAGCAACUCAAGAAAAUGAAAAGUGAGAAAGUUUAG
Molecule: messenger RNA, 1164 nt
Organism: Zygotorulaspora mrakii
Lineage: Eukaryota; Fungi; Ascomycota; Saccharomycetes; Saccharomycetales; Saccharomycetaceae
Gene: SMM1
Product: tRNA-dihydrouridine(20) synthase (NAD(+))
Exons: 1
Coding region: 1-1164 (387 amino acids)
Biological process (GO): tRNA dihydrouridine synthesis
Cellular component (GO): cytoplasm
Molecular function (GO): tRNA dihydrouridine synthase activity; flavin adenine dinucleotide binding
Source: RefSeq, a predicted model, not a curated record